Messenger RNA from Lolium rigidum, 1942 nucleotides. RefSeq names its product F-box/LRR-repeat protein 14-like. Gene Ontology annotation, cellular component: SCF ubiquitin ligase complex. The transcript is spliced from 2 exons. Gene Ontology annotation, biological process: SCF-dependent proteasomal ubiquitin-dependent protein catabolic process. Gene Ontology annotation, molecular function: protein binding. Bases 139 to 1575 code for a protein of 478 amino acids. The record is from RefSeq and is a predicted model, not a curated record. Lineage: Eukaryota; Viridiplantae; Streptophyta; Magnoliopsida; Poales; Poaceae.
CCGAAGCUAAAAAGAAGCACUCUCCUCCGCCGCGGACCAGUCUGAUCGAUCAAGGUCGAGCGGGGGCGGAGCUCCUAGGUUAUAUUGUAUAUCGCCGCUGUUUUUAUCUCCCUGUCGUGCUGAAGCUGAAUUUGCUCGAUGGAGGACCUACCAGAGGCUCUUGUGAUGGAGAUUAUCAAGAAGAUCACCAGGACAAGUGAUCUGAAUUCUCUUUCCCUUGUGUCAAAGCAGCUCUACAAGAUAGAGGGGAAUCAAAGGGGUGCUAUCCGUGUUGGUUCUGGUCUUUGUGCUGCUACGAAAACACUGACAUCAUUAUGUGCCCGGUUCCCAAAUUUGCGGAAAGUAGAAAUCGAUUACACUGGUUGGAUACCUGGACAUGGCAAUCAGUUGGACAACAAAGGCCUCUUUGUGCUUUCAUCUCAAUGUUCCUCGCUGAUUGACCUCACCUUAAGCUUCUGCUCAUACAUCGAUGACUCUGGGCUUGGUUGUUUAGCUUAUUGCAAGACAUUGGUGUCUCUUCGGCUGAUCUCUGCACCACAAAUAACAUCAAUUGGACUCUUUUCGGUUGCAGUUGGUUGCACGAGUCUAUCUGCUCUCCACCUUAUUGAUUGCAAGAAAAUCAGCAGCGUAGAGUGGUUGGAAUACCUUGGUAUGGAUGGGUCACUGGAAGAGCUUGUAGUGAAGAACUGCGAAGGAAUCAAUCAUCAUGACCUCCUAAAGUUUGGUUCAGGUUGGAUGAAGCUCCAGAAGUUUGAGUUUGAGAGGAAAAGAGGAAGAUUUGAUCGUCUUCCAGGUGAUAAGGUCUAUGACCCCUUGUACGAUGCUCACGGCAUGGAUAUAUAUGACUUCUGCUGCGAGAGUUUGAAGGAUUUAAGGUUGGCGCAUAUUGAAACUUGGCCAGAAAUAGGACUUCGUGUUGUCCUAGGUAAGUGUAAAGCAUUGGAGAACCUUUGCCUUCAGUAUGUCCGUGCCCUAAAUGACAAUGACAUGAUUGCAUUAUCCCGGAGCUGCAGCAACCUUAAAAGCAUCUCACUUUUGCUCAACCUUCAGCGCUACUAUAUUGAUGACGGCUAUUGUGAAACCAGGACGUCAUUUACUGAUAACUGCCUUUACGCUCUAGCCCAAAACUGUCGUAUGCUUCAGACCGUUGACCUCAAAUUUGAAGGAUGUUCUUCUGACUGGCCAUCAGAAAUAGGAUUCACACAGAAGGGUUUUCUGGCGCUUAUUCAGUCCUGCCCAAUUCGCGUUCUCGUGCUAAACACAGCCAACUUCUUGGAUGACGAGGGGAUGAAGGCCCUCUCAUCCUCACCACAUCUGGAGACACUUGAGCUUAUAUUUUGUUCUGCGGUAACUGAUGCUGGGAUGUUCUUCAUUGCGCACGCCCUAUGCUUGAGAAAUCUCACGCUUCGGGUGUGUCAUCAGGUGACUGAUGUUGGAGUGGCUGAACUGGGACGUGAAUGUAAGUUAGAGUCUUUGGUCAUUGAGUAUUGUGGUGAAAUAUCUCUGCAAGCUGCGCAGGGUGUUGCCAAGUCAGUUCACUACUCCAGGGACUGUUCAGCCGCCUUUAUGUGGUAAAUUGGUUUGGGUGGCACCUGUUGAUGAAGGAUCUUCAGUAUAAAUUUGCUUCUGAAGUCAUUUAAGUUGUUGAGUGUGCACCAUUGGACAAGGCUGUGCAUCAUCCGACCCAGAUUAAUUUCUCUGAACUUUGUAUUGCCUUCUACCUUUACUGCAAUGCUUCUUGUGUAUGGCAUCCUAAUGAUGAAACUUUGGAUGUCAUCUUGUUGCUCAAUUUCUAGUCUCUGUAGCUUCUUUGAAAUCCGCAUGGACGGCCCCAGGAUGCCUUGUUUUUGCUGUGGAUGCAGUAUAUGACCGUUUGGUUUUUAUUGUUUUAUUGAACAAAUGUCAUGAACCCUUUUUUAUUACGAAAGUGAUUCUGGAGACA